Messenger RNA from Heterostelium album PN500, 657 nucleotides. RefSeq lists its product as uncharacterized. The coding region runs from base 1 to 657 and encodes 218 amino acids. The transcript has 2 exons. The record is from RefSeq and is a predicted model, not a curated record. Lineage: Eukaryota; Evosea; Eumycetozoa; Acytosteliales; Acytosteliaceae. Gene Ontology annotation, molecular function: protein binding.
AUGAUUUUUUUUGACUUUGAUUGUGAAACAACAGAUUUUUUCAAUACACUUGUACAAGUAGCAAAGCUUGGAUAUCUAUCUGUCUUGAAAUGGAUUCACUCCAACUAUCCAAAACUAAAGACCUCUGAGAGUUUAAUAGAUCAUGCUGUUUGUUCUGGUAACUUGGAACUUGUAGAAUGGAUUAAUGAGAAUCGAAGUGAACCUUGCUCAUCGUUGGCAAUGGACAAUGCAGCACUUUACAAUCAUCUAAAGCUAUUGAAAUGGUUACAUUUCAAUCGAAGUGAAGGAUGUUCUGUUGAUGCUAUGAAUUUCGCUUCUCGACAUAACCUACAAAUGGUGAAAUGGCUGCAUUUCAAUAGGAGUGAAGGAUGUACUCUUGACGCUCUCCGUUCAGCAAUCAUUUUUAAUCGAAGCGAUAUAGUAAAGUUUCUCAUUGAGAAUCGUAGUGAAUGCUACAAUGAAGAAGCGGCCAAAGAGAUCAAACUAGCUAUUUCUCAUAGUGAUUACGAUAUCAUUCAAUACUUUUACCAAAAGUUUAAAUAUAGUAAUUCAGAUUUCACAUAUCACCGAGAGUUGGAUGGUACAACCUGUGAUCAAAAUUCAAUCUUCAAUAUGGAUAUAUCUGAACUAUCAUUUUGUGAUGAUGAUGAAUAUUAA